Linum trigynum is the source of this 2943-nucleotide messenger RNA. NCBI's taxonomy places the organism in Eukaryota, Viridiplantae, Streptophyta, Magnoliopsida, Malpighiales, Linaceae. The record is from the annotation of a GenBank genome assembly.
UUCCUCCCUAUUUUCCUAAAACACACAAAAGAAAAUACUCUCUUUCCUAAUUUCCCCACACACAACAACCAAACACACCCUGGCCACAUGACAUUUCCAAAGGUUGGGACAACCAGCCAACCAAGAAGCCUUUAAUACCCCCUUUUGAAUUAAUGGUUAGAUUGAGUAUAGUAGCUAGCUCUUUUUUUUUUCGCGAAACGGGGCGCUUAAAGGCACCCCAAUAAUGUCAUGGUACAACCAAUAAGAAAGAGCAGCAUCAGGUGCUGCAAUAACAUGGGAACCAACUGAACACAAAUGCCCUAAAUUAGCGAGAUAAUCUGCAACAACAUUUGCCUCCCUGUAAACAUGGACAAUGUGCACUUACCAGUCUCUCGCGAGCCAACAUCGUAUUUUCGACGACGCUUGUGUAGUGGCGAUGGUGUGGUGUGGCGACUUCAAUAUAAUAGCUAGUUAGUCAAGUACCAAAACAAAAUACCCAUCUGUAUUUUUCUCUUCCUUUUAUAACAGUAACAACAAAACAACUGGAUCAGAAAAGUUGGGCAGCCAAGCAUUUACUAGUUACCAACACAUUCACAUUCAUUCCACCACCAAACAACACUGAUCAAACAAUGAUUUCAAAACAAAAUAGUCUUUCCCCAAACUUAUAUCAUUACAACUUUCAAUAAUAAUAAAAUGUCAUUACAAUUUUACAAUCAUUAAUUAAUAAAAAGACCGCAACGAAGUUAGGAUGUUGUUGGAAGUUCCCCACAUUUAUUGCCCUGCUUCCAGAAUAAAAACCAUCACAGUCUUUAACCCUUCCAAGUUCCAACCUUCUUUACACAGAACACAACAUUUCCCCACAUCCCCAAAAAAAGAAAAAAAACAGGAUAUACGUUUCUCCUCUCCCAAACACUUUCCCGGCCACAAUGUCCCGCCGAUCACCCGCCGCCUUCGCCGCGGCAAUCCUGUUAGCCAUCAUCUCCGCCGUCUCGGCCCAGACGACCAUGGCUCCCGGACCAGCUCCCUACUACAACCCGACGACGGGCCCCGCGUCCCCAGGAAGCGGCGGCGGAGGAGGUGGAGAAAUGGCGCCGGCGCCGGCGGUGGACUGCAUGACGCAGCUGUUCAACCUGUCGGACUGCCUGUCGUACGUGACCACGGGUAGCAACCUGACCAAACCGGACAAACCGUGCUGCCCGGAGCUGGCCGGUCUGGUCGACAGCAACCCGAUCUGCCUCUGCUCGCUGCUCACCCUCAACGCUUCUGAUUACGGGUUCGACAUCGACAGGAGGAGAGCCCUCGGGCUGCCUUCCGCCUGCUCCGUUGCCACACCUCCCGCUAGCUUGUGCCCAGGAAUUGGCGGAAGUCCGACAGGUGCACCGUCCCCAAGCCAGGGAGGAGGAGGAGGAGCCGCCGGCGACGCUCCUGCCGGAGGACCGAUGAUGGGACCUUCACCGUCGAGCAGCGAGAACGGCGGCACCGGAACCGGACCGUCGGGCCAGGGCUCGCCAACAGCCAGCCUCAGACUUUCCACACAUUUACUAUUCACCACCACAACUUUGUUCCUCCUGUUUUCCACAUCCUUCUUCCACAGCCACUGAUGGAUGACUUAUUGGCUUCCACACUAUGCAAGUGUUCACAUUGACCCAAGUGCAUUGAGUCGUCUUCUAGCUAUUUCCCACUACCCAAACUUUUCCACGAGUUCACUUUUGGCUCCAUUACUAUUAUUGAUUUGAUUUUGUAUCAUCGUGUCAUAUGUUGGUUUUGGCCUUGUUGCUUGUCGUUAUUGUUGUAUGAGGCUACUAGUAUACAGUGCAUCAGCUAACUAGCUCUCCACCAUCAAUAAUUUUAUAGGAAAGUUCUCAUGAUUCAAUUCUUCUUUUCCUUUUGUGACUUUUCUUUACCAUCACAUGAACUCUCAAUGUACUAUUUGUACUUUUGGUAUUGGAAUUGGACCAACCCUUUCACCUUUUGCCAUUGAACAACGAACGGACCUCCCAAUCGUCAGCAGGAUUUAUCACGUCCGCCCUUUGGAACACUUCCUUGGUCAGGUCGAACGAAACAAACUGAGUGUUAUCCCUGCGCGCAAUAGCAUAUCGAAAUCGUGAUUCUAAGUAGAAGUGUUCCGGUAAUUACUAGAAGCGUAGAUUUUGACUAUACACUUGUACAGUACGUGAAAAGCAGCGUGAUUACUAGAAGCUAUGUUCUGGUGACCUGAAAGUGUAAAAAAAACAGAUAAGGUUAUAAAUUUUAAAGCGCGCGCGAUUUCGACGGCACUCACCUGCAGAAUGAGUCCUUCCUCCACCAGUACGACUUCCCCUUGUAACUCCGAGGCGCUUGGCGAUACAAAACCAGAGGAAGAAAAGGGUCUUCGUCGUCGGAGAAUCGGCAUCCGCCGGUGGUGUCGAUUCUCUUCCACGAAUCGUUCCUCAAGCUGUACACCUCCACAAAGUGAUCGAAGGGAAGCCCUUCUUGAUCAUCUUCAUCAUCAUAAUAAUAUUGAAUGUAUCUGACAACUUUGUAGUCAUUCGUUUCCGGAUCGAAACCGAACCCAACUGUAUGAACCCACGCGCUGGCUGUACGGAAGGUUGAAAAGUGUAGGCGGCAGAACCUUGGUUUCUUUGGUCGCCAGAUUCCAGAGAAUCGCGUCCCCGGCCGUUCGUCUGCUUCGGUCGUAUAAGCACAACAGACCGUAGCAGCACCCGGCGAUGUUGUAGUCUUGCAAAUUGAAGGGUACGUCGUCCUCGACCGGGAGUAAUUUUUUUGGAAAUUUUUUGCUGUCACGUACGAGAGGUACACCUAACGAUGUAAUUUGUUGCAAUACUAUAUUUAUUCACGUAAGAGUGUAAGUUUAGUUUGUAUAGGUUAUAUUUUAUGGAAUUAAUUUUGUUAACCUGUAAAAAUGUGUUGCAUUGAUCAUAAUCUAUACAAUGACAACCAUUUUGAUAAAUUUCAAAGUUUAAA